This is a messenger RNA of Hevea brasiliensis (rubber tree), 1193 nucleotides long. RefSeq names its product LIM domain-containing protein WLIM2b. Gene Ontology annotation, molecular function: actin filament binding. Bases 373 to 942 code for a protein of 189 amino acids. NCBI's taxonomy places the organism in Eukaryota, Viridiplantae, Streptophyta, Magnoliopsida, Malpighiales, Euphorbiaceae. Gene Ontology annotation, cellular component: plasma membrane; actin cytoskeleton. The transcript is spliced from 6 exons. The record is from RefSeq and is a predicted model, not a curated record. Gene Ontology annotation, biological process: actin filament bundle assembly.
GUUGAGGUUGUGUUAUGAAAUGUGGAGCCCAACUGCUUCCACCGAAGAAUUGAUAUUUCUCUGUGUCAUCAUCCACUUCUCUCUAUCCCUUGGCUGCAAAAAGUGCUCAAUCUCCGCUCCCCUCUCUCUCUUUCUUUGUACUUCCGUUUUUUCUUUUUUUUUUUUUCUUUCCCUUCUUUAAAGACAGCUUAAUGCCUCUUUGACUCUCUCACUUUCAUUCCAUUUCUUCUUCCUUUUGCGGGUCUCUUUCUCUUUCUUUGACUCUCAGAUCGACUGUUUCAGCCCAAGUUUUCUUCUUCUUCCAUUUAGGUAAUCUUGGAGACGUAAAAAACAGUCAGAUCUAAGACAUAUACACAUUCUUUAGCAGCUACAAUGUCCUUUACUGGUACCCAGCAGAAAUGCAAGGCUUGUGAGAAGACUGUAUAUCCCAUGGAACUUCUAUCUGCGGACGGUGUUCCUUAUCAUAAGUCUUGCUUUAAGUGCUUUCACUGCAAAGGCACUUUAAAGCUGAGCAAUUAUUCCUCGAUGGAAGGUGUACUAUACUGUAAGCCUCACUUCGAGCAGCUGUUCAAGGAGACGGGUAACUUCAACAAGAAUUUUCAAUCACCUGCAAAGUCGGCUGAGAAGUUAACUCCUGAACUGACAAGGUCACCUAGUAAAGCUGCUAGCAUGUUUUCUGGGACACAAGAAAAGUGUGCUACUUGUGGUAAAACUGCUUAUCCACUUGAGAAGGUAACAGUGGAGAGCCAGGCCUAUCACAAGUCAUGUUUCAAAUGCUCUCAUGGUGGGUGUUCCUUAUCCCCGUCAAAUUAUGCAGCCCUUGAGGGUGUUUUGUAUUGCAAACAUCAUUUCUCCCAACUUUUCAAGGAGAAGGGAAGCUACAAUCAUCUUAUCAAGUGUGCAUCAAUGAAACGUGCAGCAGCUUCUGUUCCUGAAGCCUGAAUACCUUGUCAACAAUCUAAUAUCUAUGCGUGUGUGGCUUUACUAUUUUUCGGUGUGCUUUCCUUCGGAUCCGACUUGCAUUAUGAGGAAUUGGCAAAACUUUGUUCUGCCUCCUUUUUGGCAUUUAGUUCAAUUUAUUGGGCAUAUUGUUGUGUUUGAUUGAUGGAUGGGACACACAUUCCCACAAUUGUAAAAUGACCUGUGGAGGACUUUCUGCAAAUGUGGAAGUUACCAAUGCUGCUUCAUUUUCA